This is a messenger RNA of Saccoglossus kowalevskii, 2297 nucleotides long. RefSeq names its product anosmin-1-like. Gene Ontology annotation, biological process: neuron differentiation. Gene Ontology annotation, cellular component: cell surface; extracellular region. NCBI's taxonomy places the organism in Eukaryota, Metazoa, Hemichordata, Enteropneusta, Harrimaniidae. Gene Ontology annotation, molecular function: peptidase inhibitor activity; protein binding. The record is from RefSeq and is a predicted model, not a curated record.
GUACGGCGCCGAUCGUCGAUGGGAGAUUUCGCCAUCAUUCUCCCUGACAAUUUACUCUGUUCCGUGCCAUUUAGAGAGCUAAUUCCUGCCAGGAUGGUCGAUUGCUUACUAUUCUUCGCUAUAGUAAUGGUUUUGCCGAUAUCACUGGCACAGUUUUCCCUGGACGAUGCGAUAUUACAAGCCCGCUGCAAAUCGCGAUGCCUGAGCCUACACUCACAUAGAUUACUCGGUGGUUCAGUAUGUGACAAUGAUUCAAAGUGUGCUUCGUGCAUGAAACCGUGCCAGGGUUUAUACAAGAACCUUUCUACAUGCAUGUCCAAGUGCGAGGACAUUGACGAUGACGAAUGUAUUAUGAGCUGCGAGUUUCUGAAAUCUAUACAUAGGUAUAAAAUUGGUGAAUGCCCUCUGCCAGAAACGGCAACAGGAUUUGCAGCAGCUUGCGUCGAGGAAUGUUCCUUUGAUACUGAAUGCAGUGGCAACUUGAAGUGUUGUCCAAAUGGUUGUGGACAAACCUGUCAGGAUCCAGAAAAGUUGUACCAAGGUACGCCAUAUAAGCCAUCUAUUGUUCCAUAUGUAAUAGAAACAACCAAUACAAAGUCAUUUAUGGUGACUUGGCUUCCACAUGGUAAACAGAAUGAUAGUUCUGUUGUUUAUGUGCUAGGAAUGCGGGAAAGACUUGGUGAGCCUUCUCGUCACUCAAUAGCCGAUUGGAUAGCAAUAAAACAGACGACUGAUAUGGUUGUAAAUGUGAACAAUGUGUGGCCAGGAAGGUGGUACGAGUUCAGCGUAGCGGCUGUCAAUAGUAAUGGUAGCCGUGGAUUCACAGAGCCUAGUGUACCAUGUACGCUUGGAAGAGAUCCAUCUCCUCCGUUUCCACCUAUGAACUUAACCCAGGGCAAAAUGGAAGCGUCCAGCACACGAAUUAAUUGCUAUGUAAUGUGGGAGGCACCUAAGCACUCUGACUUACCUAUUAGGAGGUAUCGAGUGUAUUACAGUAGAAGACUUGAUGACGUGCAUGCUGUUUACAUGGAUUUACAUGAACAUCGUAGAAGCGUGCCUGGGGAUCAGCACUAUGUUAAACUAGAAAAUUUAUACGCCGACUCAACGUAUUAUGUUGAAGUGCAGGCAUUCUCGCAGUGGGGAAAACAAAAACUAAGAAGUAACAGAACUUCCUUGAUGCUCACUACGCGGGAUAUUGCACAAGCUGAUGAGCCACCAAAUGCAUAUAGAGGCCACAAAAAGAUUCAUUCUGUUCCUCCUGGUCCUUUAGAAGGCGUCACUGUGGAAGUGCCAUUCUGGCAUCACGGUGACCUCAAGGCAAGAGUCCACUGGGGCCAGCCACAAACUGGUGGAAAAACAAACAAGUUUUUAAUUUACUGGGGUACUAGUACAUGUUUGGGUUUAAAGAGUUUUUCACCUAUGGAAGGUGCUACAUCACACGAUAAGUUCUUUGAUAUUUACAAUCUGUUAUUUCACUGCCAGUACGAAGUUAAAAUUAAACCUGUAGCGAUUGAUGGGGUAUUUGGUCCCGAAUCUGUAGUUCAUUUUUUCACCCCAUUGUGCUCUGAAGUAGAAGUGAAAGGAAGAAGUCUUCCAAACUGUACAGAGCCAGAUGUUAAUAUUUUUCUAAAACCACAAAAUCUGUCGUAUAUAUUUGUGGUCGCUGACAAUGCAGCCAAUAUGACUGGGCAGUUUCACUGGAAAGCACCUAAAAACAGAGCAGAUACUGUGUUGGGGUACAAAAUCACAUGGGCAGAGAAGAUGCCUUUGCCUGAGGGUUUACAAGGACAGGAAGGUUUUCCAGUUGUAGAUCGACGAACAGAAAAUGCAAAAACACUUCCACCGGAUAAGCUGUCGUACAGUGUGAGAAAUUUAAAAAGCAACUGCGAGUAUGUUUUCCAAGUUCAAGCUAUUUCAGAAAAUGGCACUGGAGCCAUAAUGCUAAGAGAGUUCAGAACACCUUCUGUUCAUAAAGAAAUUUUUACUGGUAUUCACCAUUCACGGCCGCCGUGGACUGAAAUUGUAACGUCAACUAUUGUAAACAGCAAUGACGAUGGUUCAGAGGUCCAAAUGGAGACAAUUACUAUUCCAUCCACUAAAAACUUCAGAGCCAGUAGUGGCGGUGUGUCCAUAUCCGUGCCAUAUCUCCUUGGGACUCUGCUUCUUCUGUGUAUUUGCUUUUUACGAGUUUCGUGAAACGUUACCUACUGCCUGGAUCUCCCCUGUUCCGUGUCCUCCAAAAUCAACAGCUAUUGACUAUUUCAGUGGGAGAAACAAUCUGCUCAACUUCAGAUGGG